AUGCAGAAGCAACUGAUGUUCAAGCUGUUGAAGGAGGUGAAAGCGUUGCGGAAGGAGUUGAAGGACGUCAAGCAAACGCUUGCUGCGGCUUUCGAGGCCAUCGACGUCAACAAAGACGACACGGUGUCAAAAGAGGCCAGGCGCAAGGCAGUGGCGAAGAAAAACCAAGAGGCAUGUGCCAGGAAGCUGGAGCAGGCAAAGGAGAAGGAGGACGCCGAGAAGGCUCGCGCAGAGGAAGCGGCCAAGCGCAGGGCAGAAGAGGAUAAGAAGGAGCAGGAGGCUGACGCCAAGAAGCUGGAGGAGGUUGCAGAUCGGUUUUCCUCGGCCUCCGUCUCGAAGGCUGCGACCGUGGAGGAGAUGCGACAGACAGCCAGAGAUGCGCUUCUGCAGGGGGCAAAAUCCGGCAAGCUGCUGGAGGUCCUUCGCGAGAGAACUUCCAAAGUCUUCAGCCCAAAGCCCUGGAAUCCGAAGACACGCCUUGCCGACAAGCAGCACCUGAUGCCAGUCAUCACCCCGGCCUGUCCGGCAAUGAAGUCUAAGCAUAGUGUAACCGACACCACGAAGCGGAUUCUGUUCGACGAGUUUCGGCGAGGAUACGAGGUAGUGAACAAGGUGGAGAACAACAAGGCUGACUGGAAGGAAGUUCACAACCCCUUCCAUUUCUUCAGCAACGACCGCUUCAAGUGA
Messenger RNA from Symbiodinium sp. CCMP2592, 687 nucleotides. The record is from the annotation of a GenBank genome assembly. NCBI's taxonomy places the organism in Eukaryota, Dinophyceae, Suessiales, Symbiodiniaceae.